Messenger RNA from Ziziphus jujuba (common jujube), 2304 nucleotides. RefSeq lists its product as uncharacterized. The transcript has 6 exons. Gene Ontology annotation, molecular function: L-serine hydro-lyase (adding indole, L-tryptophan-forming) activity; tryptophan synthase activity; pyridoxal phosphate binding. Bases 264 to 1772 code for a protein of 502 amino acids. Gene Ontology annotation, biological process: L-tryptophan biosynthetic process. NCBI's taxonomy places the organism in Eukaryota, Viridiplantae, Streptophyta, Magnoliopsida, Rosales, Rhamnaceae. The record is from RefSeq and is a predicted model, not a curated record.
CUUUACCCAUCGUUUGAUUUAACAUUUAGUAUUCUUUUUUCCUUCUUUUUUUAUUGUUAUUUUUAUUUUUUUAAAUAAUCAACCUUAACUUUGUAAAUGUUUCAAUACCAUCCCCAAUGUCCAAAUUCGGCCUCCAUUGAUUGCCAGUACUAAAAUAUUCCACCUACUCCAUAUCAAAUAUCGUCCACUAGUCUCCUCUGUCAGUAUCACAUACCCUAGCAGUCUUUCUUGAUUUCUUUCAGUUCUAGGAGUCUCCAAGAAACAUGGGCUCUCAAUCUUUUUUCUCUGCACGUCCACUUUCAUCUUCACCUCUAUCAAACACAAACGCCAAAGUUGAGGAAAAGUGGCUUGGAUAUUUUCCACUGAAGAGAAAACCAUUGUAUCCUAGACUAUCAAAUGGUGGUAGAGUAAGGGCAUCCCUGAAUGCAGAUUCAAAAGCAAUUGAAAUUCCCCGUAGAUGGUACAAUCUAAUAGCAGAUCUUCCUGUAAAACCUCCACCACCAUUAAAUCCCAAGACUCUUGAACCAGUAAAACCUGAAGAUUUGUCUCCUCUCUUUCCUGAUGAGUUAAUUAAGCAGGAGACAACCAAUGACAGGUUCAUAGAUAUCCCAGAUGAGGUUAUUGAUGUAUACAAGCUUUGGCGUCCGACCCCUCUUAUCAGAGCGAAGAGGUUGGAGAAACUUCUGGAUACACCUGCCAGAAUCUACUACAAGUACGAAGGUGUCAGCCCUGCUGGAUCACACAAACCAAACACUGCAGUGCCACAAGUAUGGUACAAUGCAAAGGAAGGUGUCAAGAAUGUUGUUACAGAAACUGGUGCUGGUCAAUGGGGCUGCUCAUUGGCCUUUGCUUGCAGCUUAUUUGGUCUUGGCUGUGAGGUGUGGCAAGUUCGUGCUUCAUUUGAUCAAAAGCCAUAUCGAAGAUUAAUGAUGGAAACUUGGGGAGCAAAAGUACAUCCAUCUCCAUCUAGCAUUACUGAAGCAGGUAGAAAAAUCCUUCAGAAGGAUCCAACAAGCCCAGGAAGUCUAGGAAUUGCUAUUUCAGAAGCUGUAGAAGUUGCAGCAAUGAGUCCUGAGACCAAGUACUGCCUGGGAAGUGUUCUCAAUCAUGUUUUGCUCCACCAGACUGUUAUAGGUGAGGAAUGUCUAAAACAAAUGGAGGCCAUAGGUGAAACCCCGGAUCUUAUAAUAGGAUGUACAGGUGGAGGGUCCAAUUUUGCAGGGCUGAGUUUUCCAUUCAUCCGAGAGAAACUCAGUGGGAAGAUAAACCCUGUUAUAAGAGCAGUUGAGCCUUCAGCGUGUCCUUCAUUGACAAAAGGUGUGUAUGCAUAUGAUUAUGGUGACACAGCAGGGAUGACUCCUCUUAUGAAGAUGCAUACGCUUGGCCACGAUUUCAUUCCUGAUCCAAUUCAUGCAGGAGGAUUGCGUUAUCACGGUAUGGCUCCAUUGAUAUCUCAUGUCUAUGAACUUGGUCUUAUGGAAGCAAUUUCGAUUCCACAGACAGAGUGCUUUCAUGGUGCAAUACAAUUUGCAAGGACUGAAGGUUUGAUACCAGCACCAGAACCAACACACGCCAUUGCUGCCACGAUUAGGGAAGCUCUGAAAUGCAAAGAGACUGGAGAAGCAAAGGUUAUCCUAACAGCUAUGUGCGGACAUGGCCAUUUCGACCUGACAUCUUAUGAGAAGUAUUUGCAAGGAAAUAUGGUUGACUUGUCAUUUUCAGAGGAAAAGAUACAAGCAUCACUUGCUAAUAUUCCUCAAGUGGUGGCCUGAUAUCUUUGCAACUGAGUACAAUAUUAGAUUUUUAUUUUUAUUUUGGAUGGAAAAAAGUUUGAAAAAAAAUUUAAGAACAAGGAAGCUGAUGAAUUCGUUUUUUGACAUUAGAAGUAAAGAAUAAAAGCGAGGGAUAUGCUAAGAAAAAGAAGAAAAAAUUGACUACAAUUUGAGAAGUUGUACUUUUUUUUUUUUUUUUUUUUUCUUGGUAAUAACAAUCUGAGAAGUUGUUGGGAAACAAAUGCACAUGGAUUCACAUGACAGAAGUACUGGUGGUCUUUUUAGUUGCUAGUUUGCCUUAAAUUUAAGAAAAAUAGGUGGUUCUUCAUCAAGAUUUGAUAUGUGUUAUUGGUCUCAAGUCAUUACAAUUUCGUAGGGACAAAUUCUGUUUUUUUUUUUUUUUUUUUUUUAAUAUUUUAUUUCCUUACAAACUCUCAAACACUGUAUAAUGUGAAUUGGCUUGAAACUGGGUUAAAGAUUGAUGAGCAUAAACAAUGUUCUAUAUAAUAAUUUCACUACCUUUUAUUUUUCA